UGAAGCCGCCCAAUCGGGAGACAUUCGAGAGGUCAACGAUGGCAGCAGCGGCAGCAGCGAUGGCGGCUCCCGUCAGCAUGGAAGUCGACACGGGCACCCCGGGGGUGAGCGUGAUGGCAGUGGCUGCGGUUACGGGCAGCGUCUCCGUGUCUCUCCACCCCCUCGUCAUCCUCAACAUCUCCGAGCACUGGACCCGACUUCGAGCCCAGGAGGGGCGGCCUAUGCAAGUCGUGGGAGCGCUGAUCGGGAAGCAGGAGGGGAGAAACAUCGAGGUGAUGAACUCGUUCGAGCUCCUCUUCACCGAGACGGACGGACGCACGGACAUCGACAAGGAGUACUACUACACCAAGGAGGAACAGUUCAAGCAGGUGUUCAAGGACCUGGACUUCUUGGGCUGGUACACGACGGGGGAGACACCAAACCCCUCCGACAUCUACAUCCACAAGCAGAUUUGUGAAAUCAACGAAAGCCCGAUAUUCCUGAAGCUCAACCCUCAAACCAAACACACGGACUUGCCGGUCAGUGUCUAUGAGUCGGUGAUUGACCUCGUGAACGGAGAGGCGACGAUGCUGCUGGUGGAGCUGCCAUACACACUCGCCACCGAGGAGGCCGAGAGGAUCGGUGUCGACCACGUCGCGCGCAUGAGCAGCACCGACUCGGGGGACGGCUCCACGGUGGCUGAGCACCUGUUGGCACAGCACAGCGCCAUCAAGAUGCUGCACAACCGAGUGAGGGUCAUCCUCCAGCACAUGCGCGCCAUUCAAGCCGGUGAGCUCCCAGUAGUUCACGAGAUUCUGCGCGAUGCGAACAGCCUGUGCCACCGUCUGCCUGUCAUCAGCACCACCUCCUUCCAGGAGGACUUCUUCGACCAAUGCAACGACGUGGCACUCAUGGCGUACCUCGGAGCUGUGACUCGCAGCUGCAACACAGGAAACCUCUUUGUGAACAAGUUCAACACCCUGUACGACCGGCAGGGCGUGGGGCGGCGCAUGCGGGGGCUGUUCUUCUGAGAACGCGGGAGGCGCGCACACACCGCACACGCCGCAAACACCGCACACACCGCAAACACCGCACACACACCGCAAACACCGCACACACCGCACACACCGCAAACACCGCACACACACCGCAAACACUGCACACACCGCAAACACCGCACACACCGCACACACCGCACACACCGCACACACCGCACACACCGCACACACCGCACACACCGCACACACCGCACACACCGCAAACACCGCACACACACCGCAAACACUGCACACACCGCACACACCGCAAACACCGCACACACCGCACACACCGCAAACACCGCACACACCGCACACACCGCACACACCGCACACACCGCAAACACCGCACACACCGCAAACACCGCACACACCGCAAACACCGCAAACACUGCACACACCGCACACACCGCACACACCGCACACACACCGCACGCACCGCACACGCCGCACGCACCGCACGCACCGCACACACCGCAAACACCGCACACACACCGCACACACCGCACACGCCGCAAACACCGCACACACCGCACACACCGCACACACCGCACACGCCGCACACACCGCACACGCCGCAAACACCGCACACACCGCAAACACCGCACACACCGCACACACCGCACACACCGCACACACCGCACACACCGCACAAAUACCACUCACGUCACACGUCCCACAUGUCACACCGUGAGGACGCACCACACGAGGACUCUCCACACACGCUCACCACACAUGCACACACCUCAGACACACCACACACAUGCGCGCACACACCACACGCACACUCAGCACGCGCACCACAUGUGCACACACACCAGACGCACGCUCCGCACACACGCAACUAUACGUGCACACUCCACACACACACGUACAACACGUGUGCACACACCGCAGAUACACCACACAGCAGACACCACACACGUACUGCACACGUAUGCACACUCCACACACGAAACACACAAAACCCACGUGCACCACGCCCUUCGCAAUCCCAACUGUGACACGAACGCGUUCGCACACAGGCGCACACAGGCGCACUGAUGCAGUGCCGCAGUGCUGCUCGCACUCGGCGCACACAGGAAGCAAGGAGGAGCAGCUCUGCAGCAAGGGCACGGAGGCGUUUAUUUGGGGGUGGGGGGGGACUGUGACCUCGUAAUAAAUUCUCACAUUCGCACUCGA
Lethenteron reissneri (Far Eastern brook lamprey) is the source of this 2198-nucleotide messenger RNA. RefSeq names its product COP9 signalosome subunit 6 (gene COPS6). Gene Ontology annotation, biological process: protein deneddylation. Lineage: Eukaryota; Metazoa; Chordata; Hyperoartia; Petromyzontiformes; Petromyzontidae. The record is from RefSeq and is a predicted model, not a curated record. Gene Ontology annotation, cellular component: COP9 signalosome. Gene Ontology annotation, molecular function: metallopeptidase activity; protein binding.